AUGGCCUGCGCCCCCGCGUGCUGGCAAGGCGGUCGCGGAGUGCGGCCCCGCGGAGCAGUUGCAACGGGCCCGGCGGCGGCCCGUCGACUGCGGCGGCAGCGGCGGCGGAGGCACGCGAGAGGUCGAAUGAUCAGCGAGGUCCCUCUUGCUUUAUUGUCUGUUUUGCUGGCUCGUGCUGAUAAAUUCGAGGUGGAUGCAAGAGUGGCGGUUCAGCGGCUUGCGGACCGUGCGAGAAAAGGAAGAAUAAAUGUAUUAAAAAUUGAGUGUUUCACAACUACGAAGCAAUCCAAAGAUUUAAAUUCAAAAGAUUUUGGGCAAGGUUAUCAUGACAUUCACAUGAUCUUCGCAGGUAUAGAAACUCGAAAGCGACGAGAGCGGACUCCAAAAUGUCCUAUUCCUGACGGCCUAAGAAAAAGGGGGUCCCACUUUUAUAUUUUUAUUACAGAGUCUUCCAGUUUGUUCUGGGACAAACAUAGUGAACGCUCCUGCAAUCUGAACAGAAGUGAUGUCAUUGCGAUUUUUGCGAGGUACCCCGCCUUCAGAGGGGAAAGCGUCGAACAGGGGGCGAGCGUCGAAGGGCGGGGCGAGGCGUGGUGGCGGAGGCGUGGGGGCGGGGGCGUGGGCGCGGGCGGACGCGGCGGCGGCGGCGACGGCGGCGGCGGCGAAUCGGCGGCUGUAAAGCGCGCAAUAUCCGGCUUUGGGCCGGCGUGGGCGGGUUGGCAGCUGGUGGUGCUGCAGUGCCUCGCGCUUGUGGCAUCGCCUGUGACUGCGCCUGUGGCCGCGGCUGUGACUGUGGCUGCGAUCGCUUGGAGUUGGUCAGUCGGCAGGACUUGGCACAGGCCAGCGGACGCGGACGCGGACACGGACACGGACACGGCCGCCGCCGCCGCCGACGUCGUGGUCGAAGUUGCAUUCGCUGCUCGAAGUGCAGACGGCGUCGCUCGCCAGCGGCAACGGCAGCGGGAGCGGGAGCGGGAGCGGAGCGGCGGAGAGGAGCAGAGAGGAGGAGGAGAAGGAAGGCGCCAGAGCAACAGCCGGAGCGGCAGCUGAGGCCACGCGAUGUCCGACGCUGACGCCCCGCCCACUGCGCCGCCGCAGUCCGCCGUGGAGUCUGCGACUGCGGCCGCGGCCGGCGACGCCGCUGCACAGGAGGGCGGCGUGAUCCCGAUCCCGUCGUCGCCGCGGCCGGCCGUGCCGCCCACCGAGGACUUCCUGCUGCACGCGCUGCGCGCCAGCGGCGAGGAGGGCGCCAUGGCGCGGCUGGCGGCGCUGGAGGUGGAGCCCGCGGGCGGCGUCGGCGACAACUUCCUAGGCGAGCUGUGGCGCGCGCGCGUCACGCUGGAAGACGCGGCCGGCGCCCGCCGCACGCGCUGCCUCGUCGUCAAGCGGCAGCCCACAGGAGACGAACGCGAAGUGUACCUGCGGGAGGCCAGGCUGUUCGAGGUGGAGGCGGCCGCCUACACGUCGGCGCUGCCGGCCAUGCUGCGCCUGCUGCGGGGCGCGUACGGAGAGACUUUCCGCCCGUUCUGGCCGCACUUCGUGUACGCGUCGCUGGAUCGCACCGAGCUGGUGAUGGAGGACAUGUCGACGCUGGACUUCCAGCUGGCGGACCGCAAGGUGGGGCUGGACCUGGACCAGAGCAAGGCCGUGGUGAAGCACAUGGCGCUGCUGCACGCGGCCUCCAUGGCCAUGUACUCGCAGAACCAGCCGGCCGUCUUCCCGUUCCUCGAGUCGCUGUUCCGCGACACCACGCGCCAGUUCCUCGAGACGUACCUGCGCGCGGGCGUGCGCCAGCUGGCGCUGCAGCUGCGCGAGUGGCCCGAGUGGGAGCGCUACGCGGAGAAGGUGUCUGCGCUGGAGGACAAGUGCUGGGACAUGAUCACGGCGGCGGUGGCCCGCGACGACGUCAGCUUCAACGUGCUGAACCACGGAGACCUGUGGGUGAACAACGUGCUCUUCCGGAAGGGCGACGGGCCCUCGUCGCUCGACCUGGAGGUGGCGCUCAUCGACUGGCAGAACGCCGUGUGGACGUCCCCUGCGCUCGACCUGCUCUACUUCCUCUACACCAGCCCCGCCGACGAGGUGCGGCGCGAGCACGGCGACGCGCUGCUGCAGCUCUACCACGGGACGCUGCAGCAGGCGGCGCAGGCGCUGGGCGUGGGCGCGCGCGCGCCGUCGCUGGAGACGCUGCGCGCCGACCUGCGCCGCCGCUUCGCCAUCGCCGUCUUCCCGGCCUUCGCAGAGCUGCCCAACAUGCUCGCGCCGAAAGACCUGCACUACGACAUCGCGCAGUACUUCCAGGAGGAGCCGCCGCGCAACAAGGCGUACGGCGCCGAGCCCUAUGCCUCCAUCAUCCGACGCCUACUUCCGCUCUUCGAGGAUUGCGGCGUCAUCUAGGCGUAUGGAGACGGCAACGGUGUCGGACCACGACCACAGAAUUCGCUGAUGCCCUCGCACGACAUACUAGGUUACGACCUAUGACGUUGCUCAAAUAAGUCGCACGGCCUUUCAGCAGCUAUACACGAAAGUCACGAUGAAACGUGUGGAAAAAUAUUCAUUGCAAUUUUAUGAAAAUAGUGACGUAGUUUAAAGGAAGCAAGUGAUUUUAAAAAAUUCUUACAUGUAACGAUGUUGUUUACUUUAAAUAGAAUUGUCAUGUUAAAGAAUCAUUACUUUCCAAAACUUUUUUCUGAAUACAAUGUAAAAUAGUUUUACUCAAAAUGUGUAUAACGAUAUCUGCAUUGAUCUUGACGAACGUUCGCUAGGUCAUUUGAAGUUAUCAGGUUUUGGAAAUUUUUAUUUUAAGUCAGUAUUUUGGAAAGGACGGCGGACAAUACGAAUAUUUUAUUCGAAAUGUUCCUCCUCACUUUUAAAAAAUAAAUAUUAAAGGUACUUUUUGAUAUCUGGAUUGUUAUUCUUGAAACUUGGUUAUUCAUUUAAUUUAUUUUUGAACGUGCAAGUUUUUUACUUAAAAGGAACUUAAAUGUAAAGUAUGAUUCAAUUUUUGUUACGAAUUCGUAAAUAUUGUGUCUACCUUAUUCUUUAAUAUUCCUGGAAAACGUUUUAGGGACUUAAGUGAUGUAGUAUCUCUUUUGAAAUUUGAGGACUGUCAGAUGACGUGCGAGGACACCUGACCUUUGUUUCACGGAUGCUCGAGAAAGAGUGAAUAUGCUAAUUGGAAAUUAUUCUCUAAUGAAAAAAGGUGGCCAAUGAAACUGUGAGGAUUAUCUUUCUAAAAAAAAGUAUGAAGACUGAAGUCAAAUAGACGCAACGAAGACGACAAUCCGAAAACUGAUUGUGAAAAUCAGAUAAUAAUUUCAGAUUCAUAAGGACACAGCAUCCGAUUGUACAAGAACAAUCACGAGUUUACGGUUUGUCUCUACGAUUCGUUGGAAGAGAGUCUGAAAUACAGACUGAAUAAAUGCAAUUGUAAGCCAGAACAAGAGACUUGUCAGAAAACGUUCAGUCGUAAGAAAAGUGUUAACAAUUUGUUCUAUUUACAAGACAAACAUAACUGCAUUUCAUUGCUCAAAAGAUUGUUUCAUAAUUUCAGUUGCAGCAUUAUUGAAAGUAUAAAUUAUUCAAAUGCAUAUUUAUUAUUUUUGCUUUGUUACUUUUUGAUGUUGAUAUAAAAUUAAAUGAAACUGAAACCUGAAAAGUGAUGUCUGAAAAUUGUUUUCAUAUUGGCAAUGAAAAAGAAAUCGUACUACUAGGAAAGGGAAUUAAAAUUAUAAAUUUGGGUAGUAACCAAAGGGCUUCAGAUACAAAGUCACAACUAUUUAUAUUUAUGAUCACCAAAGGUAAAUCUAAAUAGUUCUUCCUGAAUUUAUUUUUUCUUGGCAAAAAGUACUAAAAUGUAAUUGGAAUUUCACUGUCGAAUUUUAAUAAUAUUAUGUGUAAAAUAUUGUGUGCAAAGUCAUGCUGCUGUUCUUUUUAAUUUUUGUACGUUCACUAUUAACAUUCCAGGAACAACGUUCCAAUUUGUAACACUGCAUUCAAUAAACUAAGCAAUUCGUUUAGAAAUGUAUCAUGAGAGUCAUAUAAACCAAAAUUUUUGUUAGCGAGUGUUUGAAAAAUGCAUUCUGCUCGAGUCUAACAUGGGUGAAGAAUAUUUUCUCCAAAUAAAAUUAAACAAAUAUUACAAUACAACGUACUUUAUAACCUUUCAUUAUAAUUUAAAUACAAUUUGCCAAGUUAAAUUAACUGAUUUCUUUGUGUAUUUAAAACUGACUGGCUCGAUUGAGAGAAAUUAUACACCAGUAAUUUGCAAGACCAGUAGUCUGAUCUAAUUUUACUACUGUUUUACAGUACAAUUUCUAGUUGUUACAUGUUACAAUGAUGCUACGUUAAAGGCAUGUAAAAUUUAUGUGUCCGCUAUAUGGUCCAAGUUUUAAUUAACAGGUUACCAUGUUGCUUUUUGUAAAUAGUGUGUUUAAAGUAUUUGUAAUUUUUCAAAUCCUGAUACAUUUUCAGCUUAUCUGUAACAGGAUCUCUGAGUUAAGUCUCUUCAGGUUGGUCAAGAAACAGAAUUUACAUUUGUUCUGGCACUUAUAUUCUCGGGUUAAAACAAGUAUUACAAAUAAGUUUCUUUUUAAUUUGUUUACUACUAGUUUUGUAAGUUAGAAUUUAGUUCAAACAGUAGAAUAGUUAUCAAGAAACUUCUAAAUAUUUUAUUUGGCCCCAAAAGGCGAUGGUACAUUAUUAUUGUAUUACCUAAUGAUAACAAAUGAUGUAGAAAUUGUAGAUGCUUUUGUAGAAAUUGUGUAAAAAUAAAGACUAUUUUAAGCAACGUAAUCUGUUCUCGUUAUCUAAGUCUGGUUCCUUUUGUCAUAAAAUGAAGAGAAAAAUCAUUUCUGUAAAAGUUUUGACUUGUUUUUGCAGUCACGGCAUUAAUUUUAAAUUGUUUGUGCUAUUUUCGAUUUUUUAAAUAAACGUUUGUUCAGUAAAAUAGCGAGAAUUCCCUACACUUUAGAGAAGUCGAGAGAAUCCAUGAUAGAAUUGUCGCACAGUGAAAACAAUUUUUUAUAUCUUUCAUUUUAGAAAGAAUAGGGUUUAUAUAGUUUUUCCUGUAGGUUUCUCUAGAGAGAAAGACAGUUAUGUUGCCUCAAAAUGUGAAUGGAUAUGUAAAAUGCAUUUUAGUUCACAAAUA
This is a messenger RNA of Gryllus bimaculatus (two-spotted cricket), 5149 nucleotides long. NCBI's taxonomy places the organism in Eukaryota, Metazoa, Arthropoda, Insecta, Orthoptera, Gryllidae. The record is from the annotation of a GenBank genome assembly.